Molecule: messenger RNA, 959 nt
Organism: Melopsittacus undulatus (budgerigar)
Lineage: Eukaryota; Metazoa; Chordata; Aves; Psittaciformes; Psittaculidae
Product: histone H1.11L-like
Exons: 1
Coding region: 17-688 (223 amino acids)
Biological process (GO): nucleosome assembly
Cellular component (GO): nucleosome
Molecular function (GO): DNA binding; structural constituent of chromatin
Source: RefSeq, a predicted model, not a curated record
UUUAGAGAGUGUGGUCAUGUCGGAGACUGCUCCAGCCCCCGCUGCGGAGGCAGCACUCGCACCUCCGGCGGCUGCUGCCAAAGUCGCCGCCAAGAAGCCGAAGAAGGCGGCGGGCGGUUCCAAAGCCCGGAAGCCUGCUGGUCCUAGCGUCACCGAGCUGAUCACCAAGGCCGUGUCUGCUUCCAAAGAACGCAAGGGACUCUCCCUCGCUGCGCUCAAGAAGGCGCUGGCCGCCGGCGGCUACGAUGUGGAGAAGAACAACAGCCGCAUCAAGCUGGGGCUCAAGAGCCUCGUUAGCAAAGGCACUCUGGUGCAGACCAAGGGCACCGGUGCCUCCGGCUCUUUCCGCCUCAACAAGAAACCGGGAGAAGUGAAAGAAAAAGCCCCCAAAAAGAGGGCAGCUGUGGCCAAACCCAAGAAGCCGGCAGCCAAGAAACCUGCUAGCGCCGCUAGGAAGCCCAAGAAAGCUGUGACAGCGAAGAAAAGCCCCAAGAAAGUGAGGAAGCCGGCGGCCAAGAAGGCAGCGAAGAGCCCCAAAAAGACGGCUAAGGUGGCCAAGCCCAAGAAGGUGGUGACAGCAGCUAAGACUCUAGCCAAGGCGAAAGCGGUGAAGCCCAAAGCAGCCAAGCCCAAGCCGACUAAGCCUAAAGCAGCUAAGUCGAAAAGGGCGGCGCCUAAGAAGAAGUAAGUCCCCGUGAAGGAAAGUUUCUGCACUGCACUUAAACCCAACGGCUCUUUUAAGAGCCACCCACCUUUUCUCAAAAAGAGCUGAAAAUGCGAGAGGGUUUCGGUUUUUUUCAAAUGUUUGAUAAAUAGUGAAAUGCUCUCGUAGCUUUAAAGUCACACCCAAUGCAUCAAACGUCAUCAAAUGGACGGUGAAAGGAACUUCCACGGACAGCAUUUGGUGCUGCUCUAAUGGUUACUUCAGUGCAAUACCAGGGACAUCGUUCCCUUUAAGG